AUGGCCAUCCUGGGCAUGCCAAGGACUGCGGUUCCAAUGGCAGGGUUGGUCACCAAGAAGACGAAGCAGGAGUUGGAGUUGGAGUCGGAGGUGAGUGGCGGGUCAAUGGGCUUACCUUUCCUCAACCUGGUGAAAUGGCCGUUGCCGGGGGAUGAGAAGCGGACCGAAGGCGGCGAUGGUGACCCUCAUCCAUGUGAGCAGCCAAGUCUCUCCUUCCCUAAAGCGCAUUUGCAACAAUCUGUAGUGGGCCAAAGAGUUGCGUUAUAA
Messenger RNA from Linum trigynum, 267 nucleotides. The record is from the annotation of a GenBank genome assembly. NCBI's taxonomy places the organism in Eukaryota, Viridiplantae, Streptophyta, Magnoliopsida, Malpighiales, Linaceae.